Molecule: messenger RNA, 333 nt
Organism: Adineta ricciae
Lineage: Eukaryota; Metazoa; Rotifera; Eurotatoria; Adinetida; Adinetidae
Source: the annotation of a GenBank genome assembly
AUGCUUUUCUUUCGUCGCCGUGAUACAUUCAGUCAAUCGAACUUGACAGAUCAAGAACGAUGCAUCCAUGCUUGUCUAUUCUUCGCCUUUUUAUUGCUGACAAUAACCAUUGUUUUAUUCUAUUUUGCAGCAACGUACAAAGGUACUGAUGAUCAACGAUUGUACUAUUAUCUUGGCGCUGGUAUCAGUCUGACUUUUCUUCUCUUAAUUACGUUAUGUACAGUGAUGUAUAUUCGUCGAUUCUAUGGCUCAGUAAUGUCGCCAUCACAACGUCAAGGAAUUAUAUUGGAAUCGGAUCAUGAAAGUUCCAAAUAUUCAAGUCAACAUCCGUGA